AUGCUCGCGGAUGCCGAUGAUCAGUGUGGGCGUCGUGGGGGCGUCCCAUCUCCAGUCUCCUCAGGCUUCGUCCGAUUCCCCAUGGCCAGUUUCUUCAGCUGCAGCAUCCCCAAAGCUCUCUCAGCCUGUGGCAACUGCGGCAUCUCUGACGCAGCAAGCCUCCGAUGUGACAACUUGAAGCCCUGCGGUAUCGACUGCAGCAGUGUGGCGCACCAAGCAGCCUCGUGCUAUCGCAAUCAGACCAAAGCCCCGGAGAGCCGGGAUUGUGAGCGCUUCAUCGACUGGCAUGAGGUGUCAACACAUCUGUCCCUGAACACCCGGGAGCUGACGAGUGAGACACAUGAGAGAGAACUCACCUGGGUGCAUUUCCUACGUUCAGUUUGCACUCCGUGUGUCUGUGUGUCUGUGUUUGUGUUGGCAGCGCGGCAGAAGCAGGUCAUCGAAAGCGCUGUCAAUACCUGGUGCAGCUUCCUCGUGCAAGGUGGGGCUCCAAUGAACACACCAAUGUCUCCUCUCCUUGCCUUGUCCGUCUGUCUGUGUCUGUCUGCCUGUGUGGCGCAUGGGGGGAGACCCCAGGAUCUCCCUUAUUAUGCACUCUCACUUACUCUGCUAUUCAGGCGCCUCCCUCUGCUUUCGCCUGCCUUGGUCGCGGCAAGAGACUCUGCUGCUGGAUGUGCGCCAGAUGAAGCUGUCCCUGCGUUCCUACACCAUGCCGCUGAUUUCGCUGGCACGAAUGGACAUGGAGACAUCCAUGGUGGGUGUCCGGGAGAGACGCUGCACAAUACCAACGCAUCCACAUCCCUUUCAAUGACCUCCCAUCGAUGUCUCCUUUCUCCCUCGAUUGUUCCUUGUUUGGCAGCCUGGCGAGUAUGAUCUGAAGCUGGAGUUCGACGAGGUGCUGACACCGUCGACCGUCCUCGCUCCCCCCUUGCCAUUCAUAGUCUGCCUGUCGUUCGCCGAGGAGAAACAGCGACUCUCUUUUGCACUCACCAUGAAGGCAAUGAGAGCCGCUGACACACACACACACACACAACCAGAGAGAGAGAGAGAGAGACAAGACCAUUGAUGCACGCCUUGCUAUGUACGCUCACCCAGGUGCUUCGUUCGAGUGCGACCAAUCCGACGCCCAUCCACCGCCCCUUCCUGAGGCGAGACGAGUCAGCCAGUGGCACUCGCGGCGUUUUCGUCUCCCGUCUGCCAUCCGCCCUCCGGCAGACCCAGCAUCACAACCAACAGCUGCUGCAGGAGACAGGGACAGACAAAGGGGAGGGGCGGGCCGGCAAGGCUGCCGAGGAUGAGAAGAGCACCGGGGCUGUGCGUGGUGGGGCCGAGUGGCUGAAUGUCGAUAUCAAGUGUGAGGACGAGAUGGGCGAGGAGCGGACGAGGCUGCUGGGAGAGGACAUGAUGGUGUGAGAGGCUGCCGGUGGAUGGACUUAUGUAUGUGGCGUUGGGAGGGAUGGAGGCAUUAAUUAGUGUGACUAGUGGAAUGCCACUGAAUGGAUGGAUUGAUGGAUGGAUUGAUGGAUGGAUGAAUGGUCGAUGGCGUGUUGGAUGGUUGAAGGUGUAUCUGUGC
Messenger RNA from Vitrella brassicaformis, 1573 nucleotides. NCBI's taxonomy places the organism in Eukaryota, Vitrellaceae. The record is from the annotation of a GenBank genome assembly.